GGGAAAUGCUUGACUAACAAGCAGGAAGUUGUCGGUUCGAAUCCCUGCUGCUACCAUAUCGGGCAGCAACGAUAUAGGAGGAUGCAAAGGCAUCAUCUCAAACUGCGUGGGAGGAGGCAAUGAAGGCGCCUCUGUAGCCGGGUGUAAGCGAUUGGACUACUACUCCCAAGAUUCCUCGCGGCAACUUGGAGGUGAAAGGUGACACCCAACAUGGCGACGGACAUGGAGCGGGAGGAAGUGUUGGAGGAGACCGUGAAAACGUUUAAGGAACUGGGCGUGACUGAUGUACUGUGUGAAGCCUGUGAUCAGCUGGGAUGGAAGACACCAACAAAGAUCCAAGUGGAAGCUCUUCCAGUUGCACUCCAAGGCCGUGACAUCAUUGGUUUAGCAGAGACGGGAUCUGGAAAAACAGGGGCUUUUGCUUUGCCUAUCCUUCAAGCACUGCUGGAGGCACCUCAGCGCUUCUUUGCUUUGGUGCUUACUCCUACCCGGGAGCUAGCCUUUCAGAUCUCGGAGCAGUUUGAGGCUCUUGGAUCUUCCAUUGGUGUCCAGUGCACUGUUAUCGUGGGAGGAAUUGACAUGAUGGCCCAGUCGUUGGCCCUAGCUAAGAAACCACAUGUAAUCAUUGCUACACCUGGCCGCCUUAUCGAUCACCUCGAAAACACAAAGGGCUUCAACUUGAGAGCUCUGAAGUAUCUCGUCAUGGAUGAAGCUGACCGGAUCCUCAACAUGGACUUUGAAACAGAGGUAGACAAGAUCCUGAAAGUGAUUCCCAGAGACAGAAAGACAUUUCUCUUUUCUGCUACCAUGACUAAAAAGGUGCAAAAACUUCAGCGUGCAGCUCUUAAGAACCCUGUUAAAUGUGCAGUUUCGUCUAAGUACCAGACAGUGGAAAAACUGCAGCAGUACUAUAUUUUCAUCCCUUCCAAGUUCAAGGACAGUUAUUUAGUCUAUAUUCUGAAUGAACUUGCUGGGAAUUCAUUCAUGAUUUUCUGCAGUACUUGCAACAACACUCAGAGAACAGCCCUUCUGCUUCGGAAUCUGGGGUUCACAGCCAUUCCCCUCCAUGGACAGAUGAACCAGAAUAAGCGAUUAGGGUCACUGAACAAGUUCAAGGCGAAAACACGUUCCAUUCUGUUGGCUACAGACGUUGCUAGUAGAGGCCUGGACAUCCCCCAUGUUGAUGUAGUGAUAAACUUUGAUAUCCCUACCCAUUCCAAGGAUUACAUUCAUCGGGUGGGGAGAACUGCUCGAGCUGGGCGAUCUGGGAAAUCCAUAACAUUUGUCACACAGUAUGAUGUGGAGCUCUUCCAGCGCAUUGAGCACCUAAUUGGCAAGAAGUUGCCUGCCUUCCCCACGCAAGAGGAGGAGGUCAUGAUGCUGACUGAGCGCGUGGCUGAAGCACAGAGAUUUGCACGGAUGGAAUUGCGACAGCAAGGGGAAAAGAAGAAGCGCUCCCGAGAAGAGGCCAACGAAGAUGAUGACGCAGAGGGAGCAAUGGGUGUCAGGAACAAAGUGGCUGGCGGGAAAAAGAAGAAAUGGAAAGCGUGAGGACUGAAUAUCUCCAGACUUUAUACUUUUAGACCAUUUGGGUUUGGGGAGACACCAGUCUAAUGCAAGUAUCAGACCAACCUUCCAGCACCAGCUGAGAUAGCAAGACAUUUUCUUCUUCAAUAGCACAUUUUCCAAUGAUAAUCCAGCUCCCAGAUGCAAUCCUGAUAUGAUUCAUCUGCAAGCCUUGGAAAUCUGUGGACGUCUUUUACUUUUACAGCCAACAGUUGUUUUUUUUUCACCAGAAGGAGUGACGAUCCCUUAAGUUAUUUUUGAGGAGUAAAAUGGAUUGGUUUGCUUGACUCCAGCCGGAACCGUUUAGCCAGCUAUUCUGCAGCUUAUGGAGAGAGACCUUUCCAGCCCAUAAUUCUAUAAGAAGACAAUUGGCCAAGAUCUAAUAGUAGCUCAUUGUGAUAGUUCCAAGAUAUGCAGGCAAAGCAGAUGGAACUCUAAUCAGAUCCUUGCCUUAAAUGUAUAGACUUAAUAGGGGAGAAGAAGAGGAGACUAAUAAAUACUUGCAAGAAAGCGUUA
This is a messenger RNA of Hemicordylus capensis (graceful crag lizard), 2082 nucleotides long. It is a transcript of the gene DDX47, whose product is annotated as DEAD-box helicase 47. The coding region runs from base 211 to 1551 and encodes 446 amino acids. Gene Ontology annotation, molecular function: ATP binding; RNA helicase activity; nucleic acid binding. NCBI's taxonomy places the organism in Eukaryota, Metazoa, Chordata, Lepidosauria, Squamata, Cordylidae. The record is from RefSeq and is a predicted model, not a curated record. The transcript has 13 exons.